Molecule: messenger RNA, 2701 nt
Organism: Ictalurus furcatus (blue catfish)
Lineage: Eukaryota; Metazoa; Chordata; Actinopteri; Siluriformes; Ictaluridae
Gene: ccdc74a
Exons: 9
Coding region: 1639-2265 (208 amino acids)
Source: RefSeq, a predicted model, not a curated record
CAGGUUGAGAAAAUGAAAAAAUUCAAAUGAAAAGAUUAUAGUUAAUCCAGGUUUAUUGUGAAAUUACAUCCAGGAUUAACGUGAUGGUUUAAAUGUAAGCCUUCUUAUUUUUAAACAAGGUUUAAAGUUUGUUGCAACAGAAUUAUUAGAUAACCCUUGGUUUAAUCUAGAUUUAAGCUUAAUCCUUAUUGGUGCAACCCACCCUUUAUGAUAUAUAAAUGAAAUUAUAUUGUGUUAAGUGUUAACACCUCGUGAAAGAAAGCGGAGAGAAAAAACACGGCGAUCUGAGCUGUCAGCUUGCUCAAACCUCUUCUCAACAUGGCCUUAUAAAAGUGCCUGAGAGCAGAGAAGAAACAAAAAGCAACCAAUUAACUAAGUAAUAAAAAUGUGUGACUGACAUUAAUGAGGCUGUUGAACCCCAAAUCUGAGGCACUCUGGGAAAUCCCAAUAACUGAAUGUAGCUCGGACUCACCGCAGGCACCAUUUAUGUACAGGGAUGUGCCAGUUUCACCAGAAAUAUUGCACUGUUUCUGAGUUCAUACAAAUAAAAGAAACAACUAAGAAUCGGGUCAGAUAGCAGCCACACUCUGUUACAGCUUUCCAAAUAUUUUCAUUUACAACGCAAUUUGGAUUACAUUAAAGGUGCAGUUUGUAUUUUUUUUUAAAAGUGUGUGUGUGUGUGUGUUAAUUUGCUGAAAGACUUCCUUUACACCCUUUACAUUAUCACAUACCAGAGUCUUUGUUUUGAAAGUGUAUAAAAUACUAUAUCAAGAUGGAGUCCGACAGUCAUUUGCAAACCCACUCGGCUCUUGUUACUUUGGAUUUUAUUUUUGCUGAAGCAGAUUCCACAACAAGUCCUUAUUUUGUUUGUUUUAUUCUAUUCUAUUAUUCUAAAUAUCCAAUGUCAGAACCAGACGCAGCGGUAGAACCAGAAUCAGUCAGAAUGAGAGGAGAGUCAGAACCAGAAUCAAUCAGAAUGAGAGGAGAGUCAAAAUCAGACGCAGAGUCAGUACCAGAAUCAGUCAGAACCAGAUGCAGAGUCAGAACCAGAAUCAGUCAGAAUGAUGGGAGAGACAGAACCAGAAUCAGACAGAAUGAGGGGAUAGACAGAACCAGAAUCAGACAGAAUGAGGGGAUAGACAGAACCAGAAUCAGACAGAAUGAGGGGAUAGACAGAACCAGACAGAACCAGAAUCAGACAGAAUGAGAGGAGAGACAGAACCAGAAUCAGACAGAAUGAGAGGAGAGACAGAACCAGAAUCAGACAGAAUGAAGGGAGAGGCAGAACCAGAAUCAGACAGACUGAGAGGAGAGACAGACAGGUGUGAUGAGAAAGCCAGUGUGAUGUUUUCUCAGGUUUCUGAUCCGUGUUCCUGCUUACAGUACAGCAUUUCAGUGUGAGCUGAACUGCAAGGCGUUUGAGGACAAUCGUUGAGACACCGCGACCAAAAAAAGCUGAUCUGAAUGAGGCUGAGGGUCAUGUAGCCUCAGUAGGGGGGAAGCGUGCGAUCACUUUACUGCACGCGGUUAGGAAUGAACACCACCACACUGGGGUUGAGAUUUUAACCUUCUAUUCGUAAGGAUCAUCGAAAUCCCCCCCUCAAAGCUGAGGUCUAGUAAUCCCAGCUUUACCUGAUCAUGCAGCCACCAAGGAUACGCCGUAAAGGGUCCAGCUGCAAAGCACAAAAGCACUGGACUGAGUUGACGACAUUUGAGUCAGGGAGAGAGUUCUACCUUGAGCAGACAUUAGAAGACACCCGACUGCCACAGGACACACACCUCUGCACACAGACGGGAAUCAGCAACGAAACUUCUGACACUUCAGAAGGCAUGACCAAGUCACUCCCAGAAUCCACAGGUGGUCUCAUCACUUCUCUCCAUCCUCUCAGGAUCCACAGCAGCCCGUCUGAACCACCUCGAUCCCCAACGCUGCGGGAGUGCGGGGUCAUUAUACGGCAGCUGUAUAACGCCAACAGUCUUCAGUCUCAGGAAAUUCUCCGCAUCAAGGCCAUUCUCAGGGACAUCAUGUUCAACCGGAAAAUCACCCCCGAGAACUACAUUAUGGCCAAAGCCUAUCUCGCUGAUGAGAAAAGAGCUGAGGAGCCGGAGAUGUUUCCAAAGCUUCCUUCUCGCGCCCUGCCCAAAGGACCGGUUGUGUGUCAGGCCAAGAUGGCCGAGAGAGUGAUCCUUCCCUCACUCAGACAGAGCCUCAGCAGGAGAACUCGAGCUGUGCAGAGGAGCCGCUUGUGGAGAAAAAUACCAUAAACUGUUAAAUACUGUAUUGUCCAGACUAUAAGACUAUUCCUAAUGACUCAGGCAUUCGCCCACUUGUAAUUUGCAAUGUAUUAGUGUAUUUACUGGAGGCGUGUUAAUCUGGCAGUUAACUUUUCUAUGAGCAGGUCGAUUAUCUAAUUCCAUAUAAAUUGGAAAAGCGGUAAACAACUACCAGACUACCCCAGCAGGGGGCGAUAAACUGAAGAAUUAAAAGGCAUCUCAAAGUGCUUAGCGAUUAAACGCAAACUUGUAAUUUCGGAGCUUAUUGCAGGAGAUUCUUAGCAUUAUGGGCAUUGACUUAUGAUAUUUAAAAAGGAUUGCAAGUAAAAUUCUUUGUUUAGAUCAUUAAGGGGUUAAAAUACAAGAUUCUUUGUAAAACUUUUUAAGCGUGUCUGUUUUAACAAAUAUAUAUAUAUAUAUAUAUAUA